CCUGUUGCUCUUCAACUGCAUUCCAUAUCAAUCAGCUCUGUCAGUUGAGACUAGCUGUCGCUUCACACAGAGGUCCCUGGGGGAGAAGCAAGUCUACAUGCUAUCGAUACCCCGCUGCUACCUCUCAUCUCAUUCCCGGAAGAUCAGAGGGCACCAUCACUUUUAGCGAGGUCCCGCAUCUUUACCCCUCGACACGAGUCCCCCACCUCCACGCUCCUUUCAAGCAUCGACCUCGAGAGUCUUAAGAGGGGUUCACAAACCGUCUUGACGAUUUCAAACGUCGAAAGGUCGUGAGGAUUCUCGCCUCAGCCAAUCUUUGAACGAUUCCAUCAUGACGUCGAGUACCUUGGCGUCGGGCCCGUCGGUCCCUGUAGUCCAUGGCAAAACGUCGUCAAAGCUGCAGGGACGCUCUCUGCUGUAUAGUGUGUCUGUCUUCCUAUCUAUCGGAGUCUGGCUGUUCGGGUACGAUCAAGGUGUGAUGUCCGGUAUCAUCACCGGCCCGUACUUCAAGGCCUAUUUCAAUCAACCGACACCUGGGGAGGUCGGAAAUAUGGUGGCUGUUCUGGAAAUAGGUGCUUUCGUCACAUCUCUGUUGGCCGCUCCCCUAGCGGACAACUAUGGACGACGAAUUACUCUGAGAUCUGGAGCUUUGGUCUUCACUAUAGGAGGUGCUAUCCAGACAUUCACCAAUGGUUUCUGGGUCAUGAUCGUAGGGCGGAUAUUAAGCGGAUUUGGUGUCGGUCAGUUGAGUAUGGUCGUGCCCAUCUAUCAGUCAGAGAUCUCUCCAGCCGAGCAUCGCGGUCUGCUUGGGUCCGUCGAAUUCACGGGUAAUGUGGUAGGAUACGCCUGUUCUGUCUGGAUUGGAUACGCUUCCUCCUACUUGCAAAACGACCUGUCCUGGCGGAUACCACUGUCCGUGCAGUGCAUCGGAGGGCUCUUCCUUUUCCUCGGCAGUUUCAUCACUCCUGAAUCACCUCGGUUCCUAAUCGACCAGGACCGUGAAGUGGAGGGUCUCGCCGUCAUUGCGGAUUUCCAGGGCAAGCCAUUAGAUCACGAAGAUGUUCAGUUGGAAUUCAAGGAAAUUAAGGAUGCAGUGCUCGCAGAUCGCGCCGUGGGGGACCGAUCCUACGGCGCUUUAUGGAGACGAUACAAGGGCAGAGUCUUGAUCGCCAUGAGUAGUCAAAUGUUUGCGCAGCUGAAUGGUAUCAACGUCAUUUCUUAUUACGCUCCUUUGGUAUUUGAACAGGCUAAUUGGGUCGGAAGAGAUGCAAUCCUCAUGACUGGAUACAACUCCCUCUGUUACGUGGCAUCUACCCUCGUUCCCUGGUUCUUGGUGGACCGAGCUGGUCGUCGGCCAAUCCUUCUUUCCGGAGCAGUGGCCAUGGCGAUAUCCUUGACGGCUAUGGGUUGGUGGAUUUACAUUGAUCAAGCUAUGACGCCAACUGCGGUGGUGGCAUGUGUGAUCAUUUACAAUGCUGCCUUCGGAAUGAGUUGGGGACCUAUUCCAUGGCUAUAUCCUCCCGAAAUUAUGCCCUUGCCUUUCCGAGCCAAGGGAGUCUCCUUGUCGACCGCUACCAAUUGGCUCUUUAACUAUUGGGUCGGUGUCUCGACUCCGCUGCUCCAGCAACUCAUCGCUUGGCGAUUAUACCCUAUGCACGCUUUCUUCUGUUGCGUGUCAUUUGUCCUGGUCUACUUCUUGUACCCUGAAACCCGGGGCGUGGCUCUAGAGGACAUGGACAAGUGGGUGACGAACAACGUGCAAGACAUUUGCUGAUAUUGUUCUUUAGACUGUUCGGUGACGAGAUUGUCGAGGACGAAGAUGAUGAUGAUUACGUUCCUGUGGAUGACGGAGACGAUGCUGGCGACGACGUGUCUGAAUCCGAAGUUUCAUUUGUCAACGGCCGAGGACAAGGCAAGCGUUCAAGAUCGAGAAGCUCGUCUUCGUCACUGCCUAUAUACCACAAUCGGA
Messenger RNA from Kockovaella imperatae, 1969 nucleotides. RefSeq names its product putative receptor. Bases 332 to 1774 code for a protein of 480 amino acids. NCBI's taxonomy places the organism in Eukaryota, Fungi, Basidiomycota, Tremellomycetes, Tremellales, Cuniculitremaceae. Gene Ontology annotation, biological process: transmembrane transport; carbohydrate transport. The transcript has 14 exons. Gene Ontology annotation, cellular component: membrane. Gene Ontology annotation, molecular function: carbohydrate:proton symporter activity. The record is from RefSeq and is a predicted model, not a curated record.